Messenger RNA from Tremella mesenterica DSM 1558, 2469 nucleotides. RefSeq lists its product as uncharacterized. The transcript has 10 exons. Bases 1 to 2469 code for a protein of 822 amino acids. The record is from RefSeq and is a predicted model, not a curated record. NCBI's taxonomy places the organism in Eukaryota, Fungi, Basidiomycota, Tremellomycetes, Tremellales, Tremellaceae.
AUGGUCAAUACUGCGGGUGAUGAUGAUAGAGAAGAGUGGGAGCGGCGAACCCCGAUCAGCGGCGUGUCCCGAUCAGCGGCAUUAUUGAAUCCCCGGUUGGACAUGCCAUCUUUCUUUGCAAAGCUCCGACAUCGUCGUUCGCCCUCCUCCUCCUCCUCGCCUCAGUCUGACUCGAAGCAGUCCCCUUCCGAUUUAGCUCCCCUUCUACAAGAGAAUCAUCCAUCAAUAAUCAAUCGAAACACUCCCAGAUAUUCCAAUACCGAGCAGGGGGUAAUAAUCAUCGGCAAGGAGCCAAAUAAGAACAUCUCGACCAAAGCAACCCAAGACAUGUCGACAGCAAAUGGAGCUCCUUAUAAACCCCCCAGGAGUGUUGAGCGGGAGAAGACUGGGCAUUUAUCGAAUUUGAUUGGUGAUCAAGGACGUACGAGCUCGGUUGGAUCAAACGACACCGAAAGACGAACAGGCGUAGAAUCAAAAGCUAUUCCACCCCGAAAGUCCAGCAUUCCCUCUUCUUCCCCAAAUCCUCAUCAGUCCACAUCCCCCCAAAGCAGACUAAUCGAGCCACAAGCAUCAAUGACGGAAGGUACGGAAACGUUUGAUCGAGAGGAGGUCAUGACACCCCGUAAAGGUGGUCAUGGUAGGAAAGAAUCCAUUCCUCAUUCCCCAAAGGUUGUACAAGACCUCGAUACUCUCGCCAUUACCUCACGACCACCCUCUUCGGCGGAAGGCCACCAUUCUGAUCCACAACGACGAGUUGAUCCGGGACCUUCGGGUCAAGCAGAUCCACAUAACGACUCCACUCGAUUGGUGCAAGCGAACGUCGAGUCAUCAUUAUCGGGACAGAUGGAGCACCUGUCAGUCACCUCGCCUGAGCCGGUCCAGCAGAGUAUAGUGACCAACGCUGCGCAGAGAGCAGGAGAUGAACUGGUUUGGCAAGGAAAAGGAGCUGUGGGAUUGAGUGAAGAAGGGAAAGAAGUUUUCAAACAAGCGGGUAUGGCGGACGAGUUGCAAGCUAGAGACUCUGUGAGAUUACAGACCAAAUGGAUGGAACCGGUCAUUCACGAACACAUCAUCAAGAAAGAGCAUACCGACUAUAUCACCCUAGUAGAUCGCGAGAUCCACAAAUAUCACGUCUAUCCAAAAAUCCAACCGGUACUUGAUCCUAACCCUAUCAUGCUUCCUACUCGUCAUCGCAUCUUUUCACAAUGGGACGGAAAAUGGCACGAAGUGAUAGGUGACGAAGCGGCCAUUGCGAUCCUCGGAGAAGAUGUCUUUCGAAAUGGACCCCAGGAAAUCCGGCAACAGCGAUUAUCAGAUGAACAAGCCCGGCGGGCCACUUCGGCUGUCCAAUCUUCGGGGAGAUUAGAUGACGAUGAGUUAAACAGAGGCGGAAGGGUAAUGGAGAGGGAGUAUCUCAAGGGUGGACCUGAGAGUGAUUGGACAGAAAUCGCCAAGCAUGGCUUUGUGCACCUACUGGCUACGCGGCUACGGCUACUGGACAUGCAGCAUCACAGCAUCCCAGCACACGUUCCGCUCAUGCUCAACUUCAUCGAAGAUCGCACUACAGUGCCUAAGAACGGGGUUGAUCAAGGUGAACAUGGGGCCGGUAUCGGGUUGUCAGGAGGGCAUGGCAUCGUCGGAUCUAAGAACACACAAUCUGGUAUCGCCGCUGCGGAAGAACGAGAGGGUUUUAACCACGGACUCGGGGGAGAGCACGCUUCAGGAGGAAUUCCGAAGAAUCUUCCAGGUGGUGCCGGGGGUUAUGGACAUGGAGCGACUGUGAGCGGUGCUUACGAGGGUGGAGGCACCGGCAACGCUUUAACUGGACAGAGCCAAGCUCAUACCACCGGAGCUGGCGUCGGUGCUGAAGCCGCCUAUGCCACGCCCACACCCAUCGCCGACAAGUUUACCCACACCAGCUCAAAAACCACUCAAACUACCGGACAAACCGUCAUAGGAGAGGGCAUCAACCUGCCUCCUGCCGGUGUACGCGGUGCUGAUCUCGGUGCGCCCUUGACUGGUGGAGGAUACGGCGGAGUCACAAGGGAAGGUAUCGAUCCAUCUACCGCCCAAGGACCAGGAUACGGUAAAGGAUUUGAUAACGGUGUCGGACCGGCGGAAGGGGCAGGGGGUCACUAUGGCUCCACCGGCGGUGUAGGACAGCGAGCGUCGAGCGAAUACGUACCCGGCGGUCAUGGUAAAGCGGGUUUGGCAGGUGCUGCUGUCGGUGCCGGAGCGGCUGGUGGAGCAUAUGGUGCGACCAAAGGUGCCGAUGCCGACGGACGAGGUGGAACCGCGGGAGUGGAACCUGUCAAUAGGUAUGGGUCUGGUGAAGAUUCAUACAAACAAGGCGCCCCGCUUUCCGACCCUGACGCUCUCGACACUGGUGGUCCUCAUAGUCUGGUGUACAAAGAGUCCGAGGGUAAAUAUGUUCACCGUCGAGAACUCGAUGGCGUCGACGGUCUGUGA